AUGUCCAAGUCUUCAACAGCAUCAAAAAUGUCAUCCCAAGAGGAAAUACUGAACGAUGGGCGGUUUAGCUGCGUUACUAGGGAUCCCAGAUUUUGGGAGAUGCCUGAAAAAGAACGUAAAAUCAAGAUUGACAAACGGUUCCGAGCUAUGUUUCAUGACAAGAAGUUUAAACUGAAAUAUACAGUGGAUAAAAGAGGUCGUCCUGUUAACUAUAGUUCUACAGAGAACCUCAGGAAAUUUUAUGCCCUGUCAGAAUCCGACUCUGAUCUUUCAGAACAUGAUGGUAAAGAACAUACUGAAAAGAAAAAAAAGAAAAAAAAAGAUAAAUCUAAAGAAGAAGCAGAUUCUGCAAAGCUGCUUACUGAUGGUCUCUCUAGAGAGGAGAGUGAAAUAAACAAACAAGGGGUGGACCAAACAUGUGAAGUGGUGACAAAACUAUGUGACCUUAGAAAUGAAGGAGAAAAAAUUGCAUCUAAACUCCACUUGAAAAAGGACUCUAAGAAAAUUGCCACAGAAGUUGAUCGCUCUCGGGGAAACAAGGGCCUUUUACACAAGGGGGAAAACAAGAAAGGAGAUGCAUCGGGAGGAAGAUCAAUUUCAAGUCAAAACAAGCAAAAGUCUUCACAACCAAUUAGUACUAAAUCGGUUAAAGCUCCCAGGAAAGACCAUUCCCUAGGAGGAAAAAUAAAACAAUCAGUGACUGCAGACACCUGUGAUCAAGGUGACAUUAGUAAAAGCCACUUAGAAGAAGAAAUUUCUACAAGUGAUGCUUCUGAGUAUGGAGAAUUGGAAGAAGAGGAGCCAGAAGGUGAUGGGGAAACAAGCGAGGAAGAGGAGUCACAAGAUGAUGGGGAAACGGGCGAAGAAGACAGUGAUUCAGAAGAUGAUGAAGAAAGUGAUAGUGGGCCUGAUCUAGCUAGAGGCAUAGGGAACAUUGAAACAAGUUCAGAGGAUGAUGAGGAUUUAAAUGAGCUAUUUCCAAAGGAGCCAGACAUAGAGCAUUCAUGGCGUGAGCUAGAUAAAGAUGCCCCUCGUGGAGAUGAGGUUACAAGCAGAUUGGCUGUUUGUAAUAUGGAUUGGGAUAGACUGAAGGCUAAGGAUUUGCUGGCUCUAUUUAACUCUUUCACACCCAAAGGAGGAAGAGUGUUUUCUGUUAAGAUUUAUCCUUCAGAGUUUGGAAAAGAGAGGUUGAAAGAGGAAGAACAAAAAGGACCUGUGGAACUGUUCGAUCUUCCAGAGAAUACCACAGAGAAUGAUGGGCUUUAUAGGGAAAAGCUGCGUGAGUAUCAAUUUAAGAGACUGAAAUACUUCUAUGCGGUUGUAGAAUGUGAUUCUCCUGAAACAGCUAGUAAAAUUUAUGAGGAAUGCGAUGGACUGGAAUUUGAAAGUAGCUGCUCUUUUAUAGACCUGAGAUUUAUUCCAGAUAAUGUUACAUUUGACGAUAAGCCAAAAGAUGUAGCCUCGGAAGUAAAUGUAGCUGUAUAUAAGCCAAAGUACUUCACAUCUGCUGCCAUGGGAACAUCAAAGGUAGAUAUCACAUGGGAUGAGACAGAUCAUGAACGAGUAAUGUCACUUAGCAGAACUUUUAAAAAAGAGGAACUUCUUGACAUGGAUUUUCAAGCUUAUUUGGCUUCAUCUAGUGAAGAAGAGGAAGAACAGCAGCCAGGUGGUGAUGUAGCUCAUGAAAUGGAAGAUGACAAACGCAAGAAGAGCCAGAAAGAUGAUGAAGAGCAAAUUUCCAAGUACAGAGAACUUUUGAAAAGUAUCCAAGAAAAAGAGAAAAAACAGGAAGAAAAGGAUAUAGGAAUGGAGAUUAAAUGGGUUCCAGGCCUCAAAGAAACUGCUGAAGAAAUGGUCAAAAACAGGUUGGAAGGAAAGGACAACCUAACUCCAUGGCAAAAAUAUCUAGAGAAGAAGAAAGAAAAAAGAAUUCUUAAAAAAAAGAGGAAGGCUGCUGCUGAGAGAGAACAGAGCGAAGACGAACUUCCAUCUGAUGUUGAUCUCAAUGACCCGUAUUUUGCUGAAGAACUUGAGAAGACAGGCUUAAAGAAUAAACCAGAAUCGAUUGAAAAUACCUCCGAAGAUGAAGAUGAAGUAGAAAAACAGAAGGCUGAAAUGGCCCUACUUAUGAUGGAUGAUGAGGAUGACACCAGAAAACAUUUUAAUUACAAAAAGAUUGUAGAACAGCAGAAUUUGAGCAAGAAGAAGAAGAAACUUUUAAUGAAGAAGAAGGAAUUACUAGAAGAUGACUUCCAGGUAAAUGUUGCUGAUACAAGAUUCCAAGCCAUGUUUACUUCUCCCCUGUUUAAUUUGGAUCCUUCAGAUCCAAAUUUCAAGAAGACAAAAGCAGUAGAAAAGAUCUUGGAAGAGAAAGCUCGCCGAAGGGAAGAAAAGGAGCAAGAUCUUAAGGAGGCAAGCAAGGGGCAAGAGAAGAAGAUGGCAAAGAAAGGAGAGGUUGCUAAAAAAGCCAUAGAUCCUGCCUUAUCAAUGCUAAUAAAAUCUGUCAAAAAUAAAACCGAAGAGUUUCAGGCAAGGAAAAAGCAGAAAAUCAAAUAAUUGAACUUUGGUUUUAUUCAGACUUUACUUUAGUCUCAGCUCUUCUAACGGGCAACAUCUGUUGAAGUUACUACAGUCUGCUCUGAUUCGUAUCCACCUAAAAUUCUCUGAAAAGUCACUUAAUUAUGGUGGUGAGUUUUGAAGUAACUAAGACUAAUAUUUUUCUGCCACAACAAAUAACUGUUUUGUACUAUUAUUGAAAAAUUACACCUUGAAAAACAUGUAAGUAAGGAAUCGAUGGUUUUGGGGUGGUUUUUGUAUCAUGCCAUCUUUUAAAGACAAUAGAAGUGCUGAAGAUGGCUACAAAAAAAUAGUCAUAAUUAUGGUUAUAUUUAUGAAUAAAAAAGACACUUCUGCAGAGGUUUAUUGCUGAGACUGUUCUUAAUGUUUUUAAUUCCACAGAAGUCUGUAAAAUUUAUCUCUGGAUAAGGAAGGUAGUAAUAUAACUAAAAAUGGAAGAAAUUU
Athene cunicularia (burrowing owl) is the source of this 3021-nucleotide messenger RNA. It is a transcript of the gene ESF1, whose product is annotated as ESF1 nucleolar pre-rRNA processing protein homolog. The coding region runs from base 1 to 2556 and encodes 851 amino acids. Gene Ontology annotation, molecular function: RNA binding. The transcript is spliced from 13 exons. NCBI's taxonomy places the organism in Eukaryota, Metazoa, Chordata, Aves, Strigiformes, Strigidae. Gene Ontology annotation, biological process: rRNA processing. The record is from RefSeq and is a predicted model, not a curated record. Gene Ontology annotation, cellular component: nucleus.